AACAUCAGCAGACCUGCCAUCAUGAAGAGUGAGGUGCCGUCUGAGGCCACUAGCAGACGGGAGCAUCUGAAGGAGCCACUGGUGAACCCGGAGUCCAUGGAGGGAGCCAAGAACUUCCCCAACAACGUGGARGUUAUUGGAAAGGCGGACAGUGAUUUUGAAACCCUGUGUGAGCCCAGGCAUCGGCCCUUGACGGACACAGGGACCCACAGAGACUCAGAAAGGAGCCUACCUGGGCGCAGAAAAAGAAAAGGCCAGCAGGCCGGGCCGUCGGACUGCUCCUUAAAGGAGGACCACAUCAGUGAGAAUUCACUGGCACCUCAGCGUGCCAGAAUAGACCUUUUAGAGCGUCCCAGUGAGGAUGAACAGAACAAUGAGUCCUCUUUUAGUGACUGUGCUUCCUCCCCUUCAUCUAGCCUGCGAUUCGGGGACUCAGACACUCUCAGUUCAGAUGACGAGGGGGAAGCCGGAGCUACGGGGGGGCAGCAGAAGACUCCUGCCCUCCCUACAGGGGGAGCCGCUGGAGUUGGCCUGCGCCCUAAUUUGAGUCGAACUCGGGGCACUCGCUCCCAUAAGUGGGUGCGGUCCGACGCUGAGCCAGUUCUGCUGAAGCGGCCUUGUCUGAACAGCCGGCGGCCUCUGCAUAGGAAACGCUUUGUGAAAACGGCUCCUGGAGGUGGUCAGCGGACUCAAAAGCAGAAAGAACGACUACUACUGCAGAGGAAGAAACGUGAAGUGAUUGCAUGCAGGAAGUAUGCUUUGCUCCAUAGUAGUAGUAGUUCCAGCGAGGAGCUCAGCAGUGACUCAUCCUCCCCUUCUUCGACCGAAGUGGAUGACGAGCUGUAUGUGGAUGUCAGCAGCACUAGCAGCCAGCCCAACAGUGCUACUGUCGCAACAGGUGCUUUGGAUGAGGACGUAGUGGUGAUCGAGGGUUCUCCAGCUCCAGCGCCUGCUGUUCCUGCAAGUGAAGAGAUAAAUGUCACUUCAACGGACAGCGAGGUGGAGAUUGUCACGGUCGGAGAUGGAUUCAGGUCACGCUCGGUGGGGAGCCUGGGAAGGAUUUGGGGCAGCAGUUGCUCCCAAAGUCGUCUCCAGGAGCCACGUGGACGUCACAGACUCUCCACUGUCAUCCAACCACUGCGUCAGAAUGCUGGGGAGGUGGUGGAUCUCACUGUCGAUGAGGAUGAUCUCUCAGUUGUGCCAACAACUUCUAGCAGCAUUCACUCUCAGACUGUGAGGUCGUCCUCUUCAUCAUCCUCCCAUCAUGCCUCUACCUCUGAGCUCAAUGAUGCCCCAGGCCCUUCCACUAGCUGCGCAGGUUCAAUACCUGAUAGUAUGCACACACAGAGGCCAAGUGGUCCUGCUCGCACAACUGCAGAGGAUGACAACAGACCAGGUUUGUCAGGUACAGGAGGAGAAAACUCAGGCGCAACCAUGCCCAGACUCCCAUCCUGCUGUCAGCAGCACUCCCCCUGCGGAGGCCCCUCCCCUGCUCACCUGUCCCUGAGCCACUCCCAUUCAAGCUGCCUGCAGGCGUCAUCCUCUCAGCAGAGUGGCGGCUCUCAGCACAGCCACAGCAACACUCACCACUUUGUCCACCACAUCCAUCACCCUGCACCCCAACCCCCAGGCACUCUACCCUUUCAAGAGCCAAGCUGCCCCGUGGAGCGGCCCACKGCUCUGCCUGCCCCCUGCGCUGGAGUCAGCGGCAAUGGCAGUAGCGGCAAUGCAGCCCACUAUCAUGACCAGCAAACUCUGCCAGUGGAUUUGAGCAACAGCAGUGUUCGAAGCAGUGGAACCAGUGGGGCUAGUUUCCAUGGCAGCACUUCAGCCUUUGACCCCUGCUGCCCAGGCUCCACCUCACGGCCUCCUGCUUAUGUUUCACAUGCCACCCCUGGGCCCAGCCAGCCAGCUGUGGUGGACUCGUUUGGCUCCUCCAUGGUGGCUCAGCCRCAAACACAACCCCAACCCUGCAGACAUUACAUGCACCCAUCUUAUGGCUCUCUGACACUGCACCACCAGCCCUCGUCUGCCUGCCCUCAUUCCCAUGGAAACCCCCAACUUUCUGCUCAGCCUCCUCCACAAGGCGAAUUUCUCAUUCCCCACACCUUCCACACACCACUGUCAUCCCACCCGCCAGGUCACGCCGUGCCCCCCGCCCNCUGUCCGCACCACCUCUCCACUUCAAGUGCCCCUCUCGCCCAGCACCUUCCCACAGACCACCAGACCCUGCCGCACCACCUGCCUCCUCUGGGGCCUUCGGUGCAGCGGAUCCAUCAACACGAGAUCCUGCAGAGGAUGGAGGUUCAGAGGCGGAGGAUGAUGCAGCACCCCACACGAGCACACGAGCGCCCGCCUCCACAUCCUCAUAGGAUGCACCCCAACUACGGCCACGGACACCACAUCCACGUGCCACAAACUAUGUCUUCCCACCCUCGGCAGCCCGAGCAGAGAACAACAUGGGAGCUUGGCAUCGAGGCUAGUGUUCCAGUGGCUCCGUACACUUCAGGGCAUCUGCACCCCCACCUGCCCCACUAUCAUGCUCCCCCAAGACUGCACCACUUCCCCAUUUCCAUCAUGCACACUGGCAUUUCUGAAGUGACCUACCCGCACAUUAGGUACAUCUCAUCUAGAAUCACUAACUUUGGAAGAAGCUACGAGGACCUGCUACAUUUAGAAGAAAGACUGGGGACUGUGAACAGAGGAGCCUCUCAGGGAACCAUAGAGAGGUGCACCUACCCACACAAGUACAAAAAGAAGGUGUUGGAGAGAGACAUUGACCAACAGUUAACCCCUGAAGCUUGGGCAUCUAUUGGGAAAAAUAUGCACGCAACCUCAGAAUCGAGAAAGCUGCACGGUAAGCAAGAUGAAGACGAGGGGGCAGAUGAAGACACAGAAGAGAAAUGCACCAUCUGUUUGUCAAUACUGGAGGAGGGGGAGGAUGUCAGACGCCUGCCGUGUAUGCACCUCUUCCAUCAGCUGUGUGUGGAUCAGUGGCUCCUCACCAAUAAGAAGUGCCCCAUCUGCAGAGUGGACAUUGAGGCGCAGCUGUCAGCCGAGAGUUGAUGCUGUUUUUCAAACAACUCUUUCGUUUGUUCAGAAUUUAUUUUAAAAUCAUAUUAAUUUCCUCCUCAGUACUGCAGUCAACCAAAGAUGGCAUGAAUUACCUGCGCAGCUCUACUGCGAGAAAAUAAAAAUAAAUUUAAAAAAGGAUAAAAUUAAAAAAACAAACAAACAUUGAGCCUAGAGUGCCAGCUCUCACAUAUUACAACAACAGCUAGAUUUCUCCAUUAAGGAUUUAAGAUUUUAUUGUAUUUAUAAAGCUUUUAUGUAGCUUUUGAUUGUUUCCUAAAAAGUGUCAUUUCUGUUUUGUUUCUCUGCAUGUUUCCUUGCAAUGCAUUUCUUUGCACAUAUAACUUGGGCUAAGAAAUGGCCCAGCAAGUUGCCGGUGAGGGAGCUGCUCUAGUAAAGAUGCAUUUCUGUAAACCUAAUGCCUUGCUUUACUAGAAUAGAAUGUCAACCUCCAGAUAAUUUUUUUUAGAAAAAAAAGGAAAAAAAUACAUUGCAGGAUUCAUUUUACCAAUCAUCGUAUUGAUUAGUUUUAUGUUUAGCAGGUGUGGAUUGUUAGUGAAAGAUGUUUUAAGUACAAAUCAAGACAUUCCUAAUUAGGGAAACAUGUUAACAGAUCAGCUGCUGUAUUUGUGCACACCCAGUAUUUCUAGAGUGGAAAAUAAACUCCAUUGUUCACCUCACUCCCAGAAUAUGCACAUGCUUUGCUACGAUUACACCUCCCUCCUGCACCUUCGUUUGACUACGGCACUGUUGUCACUAUCAUCUUAUGUAAUUUAGGAAGCAAGGAAAAGAAUGUCACCUCACCUCUCUUGACUGUUCUUUCAAAAACCAAGCGAUUGUCGGGAACUGCUGUGAAUCUUUUCGUCRGUUUGGUUGGCGUUCUCUCCACAGAGGGGUUGUGCGACGCUUAAAUAGGUUUGUGUGAGAGGAUCUCAGGCCUGCGUGUGUUUAUAAAUUUCAUAUGAGCCUGCAAAAAUGGUGAUCAUGUUCAUUUGAUACUGACAGUGGUGUUGUCUUUUUUUUUUUUUUAAAAAUCUGUGUGUGUGCUCAGAGGGAAACGCACACCUCACCAUGAGAUCGAUAUUUGCUCUUUGUUCUUACUUUUCAAAACAAUUUACCCCCCAUUUCUUCCGUUUUGUCUCUCUAUAGUUGAGCAAAUGUGUCCGUUUCGGAUGCAGAGGAAAGAAAAAAAAACACACUAAUACUGUUGAUUAACUCACUCGCAUAGACUUGCACAAGAAAGAAAAAGUAGGAGAAUAAUAUUAAAUAAGACUGUGUGCUGAGGCCAUGUACUUCCACUCUGAUGAAUAGAAAAAAGGAAGAAAAAAACAACGGAGUGUUGAAAUGCAGUACUUAAAGCAGGUAUCCAUGCAUUCAUUGACUUAAGGCACCAGGAUUAUAUUAUGUGGGAUUUAUAUUAGUUUUGAAAAUAAUAUUAAUAAACUUGGAUAACUCUU
This is a messenger RNA of Austrofundulus limnaeus, 4529 nucleotides long. It is a transcript of the gene rnf111, whose product is annotated as ring finger protein 111. The record is from RefSeq and is a predicted model, not a curated record. NCBI's taxonomy places the organism in Eukaryota, Metazoa, Chordata, Actinopteri, Cyprinodontiformes, Rivulidae.